AUGCUGGCUUCUCCAUGCGAGGCGAUUUGGACUAUCUCUGGACAUAAAUUGCCCCGGACUGGUGUUAGCGAUAUCUCAUUGCUAUGGAAGGUGGCAGCAGCCUGCUUUGCGGCUUUGCAGCUGAUCGGGUAUAUGAUGCUGGCUGUGGUCGUUGGCUCCCCUCCCCAUGAGUUGCGAAUCAAUGCUACAGUAUCUACUGUUACUGCAUUCGUGUUUGUUAGUGCGUCUUAUGGUGUAUCAGCCCUGAUUUCUUUCGCCCAGCGCCACCGAAUGAUAUUCCUCCUCAACUCAAUCUUUAUCCCAUACUCAACGAUGAAUCUGCUCGCACUCCUGAAUAUACUGUUCCACAUCCACGGACGAAGCCUGCAGAUGAACACUUUGCUGAUCGUAAAUAUCUGCCUACCCGCUGCUUUCUCGGUGUGUUACGCUCUCGCGGGGAUCUUGAUAUAUCGAGAGUAUGGCCGUCACCGAGCGGAGGAAGGCACGCCGCUACUCACCGACGAAGAGAUGCAACGUCGCCAGUUGCUUCGCUUGUUGGGGGAACGGAAUAUGAAUGCGCCAUCGCCUGAACUUGUGCGGAACACUUAUCGCUUCGAUUUACCUGAGGAUGAGACAGUGCACAAGGACUGGAAUAAUUUGACUGUUUGA
Penicillium concentricum is the source of this 648-nucleotide messenger RNA. RefSeq lists its product as uncharacterized. The transcript has 3 exons. The record is from RefSeq and is a predicted model, not a curated record. The coding region runs from base 1 to 648 and encodes 215 amino acids. Lineage: Eukaryota; Fungi; Ascomycota; Eurotiomycetes; Eurotiales; Aspergillaceae.